Messenger RNA from Hirsutella rhossiliensis, 2091 nucleotides. RefSeq names its product KRI1-like family domain-containing protein. NCBI's taxonomy places the organism in Eukaryota, Fungi, Ascomycota, Sordariomycetes, Hypocreales, Ophiocordycipitaceae. The coding region runs from base 1 to 2091 and encodes 696 amino acids. The transcript is spliced from 2 exons. Gene Ontology annotation, biological process: endonucleolytic cleavage in ITS1 to separate SSU-rRNA from 5.8S rRNA and LSU-rRNA from tricistronic rRNA transcript (SSU-rRNA, 5.8S rRNA, LSU-rRNA). Gene Ontology annotation, cellular component: nucleolus; 90S preribosome. The record is from RefSeq and is a predicted model, not a curated record.
AUGGCUCCGAGUGCUCUCAAAUCACGCCCCGCCUCCGAAUCAGGAGCUGCAGGGUCGAAGCAUCCCAAGCUUACUCUCCUGGAGGACAGCGACUCCGACUCGGAUGGCGGGGCACAGAUUGAAGAAGCGGGCGGCUUCAAGGUGAAUGAAGAGUACGCUCGGCGAUUCGAACACAACAAGAAGCGCGAGGAGCAGCACAGACUGGAAGAAAAGUACAAGAAAGACCCACGCCGUGCCGCCAAAGACGGCGCCGACAGCGAUGGCGACGAGUCGUCUUCAUCAAACGAAACCGAGGACGAGGAGGGCUUCUUGGCGACCGAAGACUUGGACGCCCAGAUCUCCGCUACUCUGCACGCGAUUCGAAACAAGGACCCCCGGGUCUACGAUAAGAACGUCACAUUUGUCAAGCUACCCGACGAAGAGGCUCUGGCCGCAGGAAAGGAGAAGAAGGAGAAGCCCGUGUACCUGCGCGACUACCAAAGAGAAAAAAUCCUGCGCGGCGACGUCGGUGCUUCUGACGACGAGGAAGACUCCCCACGGACGUACGCGGAGGAGCAAGAUGCCUUGAGGAAAUCAAUCGUGUCCGAAAUCCAUGCCACACAUGGAGAAGAGGACGAGAGCUCCGACGACGAUGGCUUCAUGAAGAAAAAGGAGUCGGCAAAAGCCAAUUCCAACGGGGUCCAUCCCUCGAGGGCCACGACGCUGAAGAUGUCUGAACUGGACGUCGCCAACGCCAACAAGAACCCAGAGACCUUCUUGUCUAAUUUCUUGGCUUCGCGGGCCUGGAUUCCCGAGGAGGGCGGUAAAUGGAAGGCAUUCGAGUCAGACGACGAUGACGACAACGACAUGGCCGAUGAAUGGGAGCAGGCAUACAACAUGCGGUUCGAAGAUCCCGCCAAGAGCAACGAGGUUCUGAAAUCCUACGCCCGAGACUUUGCGGCCGCACGAUCCGUGAGGCGUGAAGAGAAGACCGGCAGAAAGCGUCAACGUGAACUCGAACGCGAAAAGAAGGAGGAGGGGAAACGGCAGAGGCGCGAGGAAAAGGCCAGGCUCCGAAAGCUGAAGCUCGAGGAGACCGGGGAGAAGCUGCGCAUGGUCAAGCAGGCUGCCGGCGCGGUAGGAAAGCAACUCCGGGAGGAGGAGUGGAUGCAGUUUCUCGACGACGCCUGGGACAACGACAAGUGGGAGGAGGAGAUGAAGAGGCGGUUCGGCGACGACUACUACGCCAUGGAGGACAGAGCGGCCAAGUCGGAUGACGAGGCCGAAUCCGGCGCGAGCAGGAAGAAGAAGGGCCCCAAGAAGCCCAAGUGGGACGACGACAUUGACAUCAAAGACAUUAUCCCCGACUUUGAGGACGACGAGGCCAGGCCGCCGAUAGCCCUCAGCGACGACGACAACGCGGGCGAGCACGCGGAAGGGGACGAUGACAGCGGAGACGACCAAGACCGUCCGCCCAAGAAGCGCAAGACGACAGACCACAAGCGCGCCCGGCUCGAGACGCAGCAGGCAGCCCGCCGGGAGCGCAGCCGGCUCGAGGCGCUCGUCGACUCCAAGCUCGAGCUCACCAACCACGAGCUGCUGAGCAAGGCGUCGGCGUCGGCGUCGUCGGCGGCCCCGGCGGCCACGGCGUUCCGGUACCGCGAGACGUCGCCGCAAUCGUUUGGCCUGACGGCGCGCGACAUCUUGCUGGCGCCGUCGGACCAGGCGCUCAACGACUUUGCCGGCCUCAAGAAGCUCGCGUCGUUCCGCGACGAGCAGAAGAAGCGGCGCGACCGCAAGCGCCUCGGCAAAAAGGCCCGGCUCCGCGAGUGGCGCCGCGGCACGUUUGGCCGCGAGUUUGAGGCCGCCGGCCCGACGUACGGCUUUGAGCGCGUGGCCGCCGACGCCGACGACGCGGGCGCCGAGAUGUCGCAGCAGCGCGACGGCGGCGGCGACGGCGGCGCUAGCAGGAGCAAGGGCACCGCCAAGGAGUCGAAGAGGGGGGACGCAGGCCAAGGGCAGGGCAACGUCGUGGGCGAUGUCGGCGGCGCGCGCAAGAAGAAGAGAAAGCGGUCCAAGGGCAAGGGCGGUGUGGCGGCUGAGGAUGCUUAG